AUGGGCAGGCCCCCGGCCCUGGUCCUGCUCUUGGCACUGCUGGCACUCUGCAUCACUGCUGGGACACCUGAGGUGUGGGUGCAGGUUCAGAGGGAGGCCACCGAGGCCCUGUCCUUCACUCUUCGCUGUGGAUUCCUGGGUCCUGGCAAUGUCUCUCUGGUGACUGUGAGCUGCGGGGGGCCUGAUGGUGCUGGAGGGACCAAGCUGGCGGUGCUGCACCCAGAAUUCGGCUCUGAGCAGUGGCCGCCUGCCCUCCAGGCCCGCUGGGAAACCAGAACCAGCGUCUUCCUCACCCUGGAAGGGUCUGAGGAGAGAAGCCUUGGUCCCAAUACCACCUUCUGCUGCAAGUUUACUUCCUUCCCUGAGGGCUCCCAGGAGGCCUGUGGGAGCCUCCUCCACGUCACAGACCAAGGGUUCCCUGCCUCUACUUCAGCCUCUCUCCUACGGGCUGACCUGGCUGGGAUUUGGGGGAUCUCAGGGGUCCUCUUCUUUGGCUGUGUCUACCUUCUCCACCUGCUACGUCGGCAGAGGCACUGGUCCGUCACGAAGCUUCAGCCGCCCCUCAGCAACCCCCUGACACAGACACAAGCAGCGGCAGCCAGCCAAGCCUUCCCGGCCUCUCCCCACAUCCCCUAUGCCACCAUCUCCACCCACCACCUCUGCCGGGCAGCUAUGGGCACGGUCCUUCCACCCCAGCCAUUGUCCAGGAGGGAGCUGAUCCCCCGCCACACUGCGCAGCAUCCUGCCCCGUGGGCGCCCCUGCCAGCCUCUGCUCGCAACAGCUUCAUCUCCGUUGAGAACGGACUCUACGUUCAGGCAGGAGAGAGGCCUCCCCACAUCUGCCCCAACCUCAUCCCCUUCCCUGACCCUCUGUGGCCCAGAGCCAUGGAGGGGCGUUUAGGAGUUUAA
Molecule: messenger RNA, 909 nt
Organism: Pipistrellus nathusii (Nathusius's pipistrelle)
Lineage: Eukaryota; Metazoa; Chordata; Mammalia; Chiroptera; Vespertilionidae
Source: the annotation of a GenBank genome assembly